GGCUGUGGCCGAAGAAGCAUUAGAAGGUGUUUCGACGAAGGCACAACAAGCAGUCGGCAGUCUAAUCGCAAUCCGUAAACUUUUUCUCAACCGAUUCAACUAUACAAGUCACUACAUAAGAAAUUCAAACCUACAAUAGUUUUAUUUCCACACUCCAGAGCAAGAUGCAGGUCAUGAUGAAGAAUGGUAAAAACAGAUAUUAUGGCAUGGUAAUGUUUCUAAUUAUAUUUUGGACAUCGUCGGCGGCCGGCUUCAUGGAGAGAGGCGAGCGCACAAUGAAGAAUCGUGAAGAUGAUGUGGUACGGUUGGCGGACGAGCAACGAGGUGCGUUUGACAAAGGCAUGGUUUACAGAGAAGCGCAAAUUAUCAGGGCGCCCCUGAGAGAUGACAGGUUUGCGGAGCGCGACACGCGCAUUGCCAUAACACGCGAGGACCAAAUAAGGGAAAGAGAAAAUAGACGACAUAAUGCUGACACCCUGGAUAGACGAACUAGAAAUGAGAAUGUAGCGAGGCGUGAUCAAAUCGAAGGUGAGACCUGCGAUUCGCGAAGAAGCAUUGGCCGAGAUUCUCGAAUUGAAGUAGAUGAAGCUAAGCGUGUUGAAGACCGAGAUACACGAAUUCGCCAAAUCCGGAAUAACGAAGACCGUCUGCAGCGUCAAGAACGACGUGAGGACGGAAACGUUCGCGAGCGAGAAACAGAACGUGGAGACCGUCGUGAAAGGGAAGACGCCAGAGAUCGACGCGAAAAUGAAGGACGACAAUCACGACAAGGACGACGCCUAGCGCGGAAUGAUCGCAUGGCACGCGAAGUACCACGUGUGCGCAGUGAGGAACGCGAGGAGCGCCGUGAAGGUCUUGACCGGGAAAACGUUCAAGAGCGCCAAGAACGUCGAGAUGUUGAAACACGUCGUGAGCGAGCGGUAGAGUCUCAGGUUCAUCGGGAAGUAAGAGACCGCCGCCAAGAAAUGGAAAGCCGCCGAGAUCGCCGAGAACCUUUAGAAGAUCGAAGGGGAUCACUGACAGAACGUCGUGAGCGUAUUGAAGACCACCGCGAACGAUCGGAAAACCGUGGAGAAAGAUUAGAAGAUCGCCGAGAACGUAUGAGUGACCGCCGAGAACCACUGGAAGACCGACGUGAGCGCAGUGAAGAUCUUCGCGAACGAACGGAAGAUCGCCGAGAACCACUGGAAGAUCGACGUGAACGCACGAGUAACCGCCGAGAACCACUAGAAGAUCGCCGAGAACGCAUGAGUGACCGCCGAGAACCAUUGGAAGAUCGACGUGAGCGCCAUGAAGAUCAUCGCGAACGAACGGAAGAUCGCCGAGAACGCAUGCAUGACCGCCGAGAGCCACUGGAAGAUCGACGUGAGCGCAAUGAAGAUCUCCGAGAACGAAUGGAAAACCGUAGAGAACGAUUGGAAGAUCGGCGAGAAAGCAUGAGUGACCGCCGAGAACCAUUGGAAGAUCGACGUGAGCGCAAUGAAGAUCAUCGCGAACGAACGGAAGAUCGCCGAGAACGCAUGCAUGAUCGCCGAGAGCCGCUGGAAGACCGUCGUGAGCGCAUGGAAGACCGCCGCGAACGGAUGGACAAUCGUCGCGAGCGACUGGAAGACCGUCGUGAACACACGGAAAACCAGCGCGAGCAGAUGGAAAGCCGGCGCGAACGCAUGGAUGACCGGCGCGAGCAGCUGGGAGACUUUCGUGAACGCACAGAAAACCUCCGCGAGCAGAUGGAAAACCGGCGAGAGCGCAUGGAAGACCGGCGCGAGCGCAUGGAAGAUCGUCGCGAGCGCAUGGAAAACCGUCGUGAGCGGAUGGAAGACCGGCGCGAACAAAUGGUCGAUCGUCGGGAACCUACAGAUAACCGCCGCGACCAUAUUGAGGACCGGCAGAACCACAGCGAAGACCGUCGCGAACGCAUGGAAGAUCGCCGCGGGCGGGUGGGCGACCGACGAGAGCGCAUGGAAGACCGGCGCGAACGCACAGAAGACCGGCGUGAACGCACAGAUGACCGUCGCGAGCGCAUGGAAGAACGUCGUGACGAUAUCACCGAGAGACUUAACAUCCGCACCAAUGAGCGCACCGAACGCAAUCAUCGAGACGCCCUCAUGGGCCCAAUCGAGCAAGUAAGUGACGAAUGGUCCAACACCACCAUCACAGUCACCAAAGCACUUCUCGUUGUAAUUCUGCUGGGUCAGAUCAUCAACAAAGCCAACAACAAGAAAAUAAACCAACUACGAGACUUCAUGUCUGUCAAACUGAACAAGGUGUUCUAAGACCACAACCUUGCAUAACGCGUGCAAAACAUUCUUCGCGCGCCAAGAACAACAAAAGUCUAUAAACAACAUUCGACGACCUAACGCUAUGCUCUAUGUACCUUCCAAUUAUAUUGUGAGAGUUGUCUAAAAUAUCUCAUAUUGAUCGUCAUCGUGUCCUGUUGUACCCAGUACGUAGUUCAGUAUCCAGUAGUGUAAAUGUAUCACUGUUAGCAAAGUGUUAAAUGCACUCUCCUAUACCAUACAUUUUAUCAAGUUGCGACGUAUAUACGUAGUUGUGUUAGUGGGGUUAGAUUCAAAGAAAUUCUAUAGUUGAAAACUUUAAAAAUGUUAAACACACAUGUAUAACCAAUAUAAUAAAUAUAAUAAAAAUAUGCGUGUAAAAGAA
Messenger RNA from Dalotia coriaria, 2664 nucleotides. Its product is annotated as trichohyalin-like. Gene Ontology annotation, cellular component: plasma membrane. NCBI's taxonomy places the organism in Eukaryota, Metazoa, Arthropoda, Insecta, Coleoptera, Staphylinidae. The record is from RefSeq and is a predicted model, not a curated record. Bases 165 to 2276 code for a protein of 703 amino acids. The transcript has 2 exons.